Trachymyrmex cornetzi is the source of this 1666-nucleotide messenger RNA. It is a transcript of the gene tan, whose product is annotated as C45 family peptidase tan. The record is from RefSeq and is a predicted model, not a curated record. Lineage: Eukaryota; Metazoa; Arthropoda; Insecta; Hymenoptera; Formicidae. The transcript is spliced from 9 exons. Bases 225 to 1418 code for a protein of 397 amino acids.
GACCCGCGAGGUGUCAGUCGCCUGUCGAUCGUUACCUAACAUACAGAUAAAAUAUUUUACUUGUGCGAGUGAUCCCUUGUUUGAUAUCACGUUCUUUAUUCGUAAUAUUUUCCAUCGGCGAUCCCUUUCGACAUAGAGCCCGGAAGAAGUCAGGAAAAGUUAUCUGGACGAAUAUUCUUUAAAAAGAAGAAGAAGUAAACAUCUUUAUUUUUCACGACGGAAAUAUGACAACUACCGAAACAUGCAACAAAAAGUCGACGACCAAGUAUAUAAGCCGCAGAAAUGUCGUUCCUAUAAUCCACGUUCGAGGAACGCACUACGAUAUCGGUUUUGACAUUGGACGCACCUUCGCCAAAAUGAUACAGGAUUUCGUGGACAUUUAUCAACCGCUGAAUAAGAUCUAUCUGCCGCUAUUCGCGACCGAGGAAGGCAAGAAAGUUUAUAAUGAAACCCUUGAUGCCGUCAAAAAACAAUUCCCACAAUAUUUGAAGGAGAUCGAGGGAACGGCGGAUGGUGCGAAUGUGCCGUUUUACAAACUGUUUCUGAUGCAUCUGGACGACAUUCUUCCAAACGUUACUGACGUGCAAGGAAAUGCACUUCCAGUCGGUUGUACAUCCAUCAUGUGCAACCAGUCAGGACAUGAGAUCUUGGGUCACAAUGAGGAUGCCGUCAGUGAAACUUUGAAUCACUGGUACCUCGUGAGUGCUCAUGUUAUUGAGACGGGUUACAGAGAAGAAAAGUUCACGUCGUUAAGCUACGCCGGUUUCCUGCCGGGUUAUACGAUGGGCUAUAAUCACCAUGGCCUCGUUUACAGCAUCAACACCCUCAGUGCUGCGGUCCUGCGAUCUGGCAAGACUCCACGAUAUUUUCUGACACGAGCACUUCUGGGCGUGGAGAACUUCGUGCAGGCGCAGCAGACGCUGAAAAACGAGGGUUACGGCGCGGCGGAGGGCUUCUCGGUGAACAUGACGUUCCUCGCGCAGGAGGGCAACCGGAUAUUUCACAAUGCCGAGGUGGGCCCAGCCGAGGCGGGCGCCAACCGGUCGCAACUCAACAUCCUGACCGUCAGUCCGGGCGAGAAUACGUCCCAUUGCAACAAAUACCUACGUUUAAAGGUAGAGGAAGUGAAGGGAAAUAUCAUACAGAGCAGUAUCAGGAGAAUGAAGACGAUUUCAAAACAUCCGCCGAUGGAGUGUCGUCAGGAUGUGAUCAAUGUACUUAGCGAUCAGACGGGCGAAGAUUACAGGAUCUACCAAGAUUUUGGCAGAGAUGAUGAGAUUAAAACGAUUGCUACUGGUAUAUUUGAUUGUAUCAAGCGUACAUGGUCCAUUUAUACGGACAUUCCACAGAUUAACGAGCCAAUACUGGUAAUACCUAUGCAACUCCGAGACUUCACGACUCCGCAAUCAAAGAAAUAAUAUCUUUGUUUCGCAUGAAUGGCGAAAAUCGCAUAGAGCAUUCGCAUUUGUUGUAUUGACUUUAUGAUUGCAUGUAAUAUUAAUAAUUUUAGCUAAAAUAACAUUUGUCAAAUAAAACGUAAAAAAUAUUAAUAUUAUCUCUCUAUAGAGAACAUCGAGCAAAGAGAGACAUCGUAUUUGAGAUUGAAAAAUUAACGACAUUAAAAAAUCUAUAAAGUAUUAAUAUGCAAAGAAAAGAUUGUUAUCUU